This is a messenger RNA of Oppia nitens, 746 nucleotides long. RefSeq names its product E3 ubiquitin-protein ligase MARCHF8-like. The record is from RefSeq and is a predicted model, not a curated record. Lineage: Eukaryota; Metazoa; Arthropoda; Arachnida; Sarcoptiformes; Oppiidae. Gene Ontology annotation, molecular function: zinc ion binding. Bases 1 to 507 code for a protein of 168 amino acids. The transcript has a single exon.
AUGUCAAAUGUUAAGACCAUAAUAAAAAAAACUAAUUGUUUAGCCAAUACUACAACAACUACUACAACAACUUCAACGACUACUACCACAACAACUACCAGUGAUAUCCAAAAUGUGGCCAAAAGUUGCCGUUUUUGUCUACUAGAAGAAUUUGAUGAGGAAGUGGUGGUUAACACUAAUACUACCAAUAAUACCAAUCAAACUACCAGAUCGUCAGCACCUGUAGCUACCAGUAGUAGUAGUCCGAUGAUAGCGCCGUGCGAUUGCCGAGGGACCAGUGCCUUCGUCCAUAAGGCCUGUCUGGUUCAGUGGCUCGAGUAUACCGACCGGUGCAACGUUUGCCAACAGCCCUAUCGAUUGGCCACUUGUUGGCCAACUYUCGGGUCAACURUCCGAAGUCAUUGGCAAUCAUCUGAACGAUAUAAUUGUCGACAUUAUUAUCAUUUCGYUGUUUAUUAUAACUUAUCUAACAUUUAUCUAUCAUCUGAUGUGUCGGCUAAACAAUAGUGAUGCCGAUAGUGGUAGUGGCCAUAUAACUACCGUUACCGCCACCACCACACCCGGCCAGCACCCGGUAGUCGUACAGGUGUUCAACUAUGGGACACUAUCCCUUGGUAUUUUGGUACUGAUCUAUAGUAUUGAAAAUUUUAUCGACAAAUUUUGCAGUUUAUUUAUUAUGAAAAAAAGAUAUCAAUGAUUUCAAUUGAAUCAAUUGAAUUAAAAUAUAUAUAUAUAUCACAUAAUUA